Molecule: messenger RNA, 1751 nt
Organism: Centrocercus urophasianus (Greater sage-grouse)
Lineage: Eukaryota; Metazoa; Chordata; Aves; Galliformes; Phasianidae
Exons: 8
Coding region: 58-765 (235 amino acids)
Source: RefSeq, a predicted model, not a curated record
CUGCCGAGUGGAAGUAUCCCAGCAGAGGGACAGAAACAGGCACAAUAAGGACUAGGAAUGAGAGACAACUCAGGUUAUCAGAGCUUCUCAACGAAUUGCAAAAUGGUGCUCCGCUCAGGCCGUGAGAAGCCAUACAGAGUGCCUACUUGUGGAAGGCAAAGAGUGAGAAGGAGAUUUCCGGUGAGCGCCAGAUCAGCAGCUGCUGAAAACUCAGAGCUUCAACUGCGGAGAACACUGAGGUGCUAUAUACAGACCGAAGAUUCAAAAACUGUGCAUUUCAACUUAGAUGAAUGUGGUCGUCAUGAAAUAUCAACCAUGGAUUCACAACACCCUGCAGAUACAGCAUGGUUAAGCCUGUUCACAAGCAAGGAGCCAGCAGUUAGAGGAAAACCAAACUCUAAAAACGUGGUGGUCCUCAUGCAGCGAUUAAAGUGUAAUGAAUUUGUGCUGUUGAGCAAGGGUGAAAAUCAACUCUGCCUGAAGGUUUUAAAGGGAUGCUGUUCUGAGCCAGAUCACACUUCAGUGGAAAAAAGCAACAGGAAAACGUGCAAGAAGAGAGGUCUUGACUUCAAAAAGCUGAAGGAAGAUAAUCACUUUUUCAUCAUGCAUUCUGAAGGAGAUUCGGUGAAGUUCCAGUGCUAUGAAGACACAAAUUACUUUCUGCACGUGAAUGAUCACUCACUUGACAUACGCAAGCUGGAUCAUGAUGACCCUGACGGGGAGAGAAACUUUGUCUUCAAGAUAAUAAUAAAUAAAGCUCUGUGAUGAGAAAUCAGAUCAACACUUCAUGGAUAUUCAUCUUUCCCAGACUCUUACUUUGCACUUGCAAAACCUGUAAACUGACGUUUUCAGCUUCCAACUAAUCUGAACAAGUAACAGACAAGGAGAAAGCAUAUAUUACCUUUAUUUAGACAUAAAUACAAAACUAAUGCCAGUGAGUUCUUUUUAAAAAUAUAGCCUCCUUGCUUUACAGUGGGGAAAAAAAAAACAUAUUUAUCCAGUGUGUCUAACAUUUGAAUAUGAAAUAUAAUUACUACUUUGCAGUUUAUUUUCAAAAUGAGGCAGAUAUUCUUAAGCUUUUACUUUGCGGAUAUGAUAAUUAUUAAAAUACUAAUAUAAAUAUAUUAGUUUUGCUUUUCUGCACUUCAAAAGCUGUGCCUAAUAGAAAAUAAUGGGUUCUGUUUGAAGGAAAAUAAUUUAAUACAAGUGUUCUUCAUGUGUAGCUUCAUGGGCCUCUGGUACUUUGACCAUAUUUGUGACCUGUUAGAAUAAAAUUUGUAAAAGAACAUAACUUAAUAAUGUGAUUCUCAUGCUAGUUAAUCCAAGGGGGAGGAAAAAAAAUAUAAAGAAGUAGUGACCGCACCUGCCUAGGAUCUAUGUGCUAAUUAAUCCAGAGACUGGAUUUCUUUUUUCCUUGGAGAAGGGAAUGGUCACUCACAGUAGAAAAACACUGAAGGCUGGCAGAAAGAUCACUGCAUUGAAGUCUGCUUAGGAUCAACUGUUGUACUUUAAAGCAUGAGAUUGGUUCCCAACAUUGCUAGGCCUGAAAUACAUGGCUUCUAUGCACUGUGUUACAUACUACUUUCAUUAUGGACAGCCAUGGAUUAUGAACUAUAUAUCAAAAUCAGAAAUUGUUAGUCUAAUGAAUGUUUUUACAGUUGGAACAAAAGCUAAUGACCUAGCUUGAGUGCGGUUACAACAGUACUAAAACUUGUAAAACCUGUAAUUAAUUCAAAAUAACCAUUUUCUAU